Messenger RNA from Verticillium alfalfae VaMs.102, 1257 nucleotides. RefSeq lists its product with no specific name. The transcript has a single exon. The coding region runs from base 1 to 1257 and encodes 418 amino acids. The record is from RefSeq and is a predicted model, not a curated record. Lineage: Eukaryota; Fungi; Ascomycota; Sordariomycetes; Glomerellales; Plectosphaerellaceae.
AUGGCCUCAGAAAAAUCAUCCAACUUGCCUCCGGGCCAAAGCAAGAAUAUCGCCAACUGGUCCGCCUUCCGCCGCCGUUAUCCCCCUCUGCCCUCAGCACGCAAUCCUCCUCGUGCUUCGCCCCGAAGACUACUCCCCCCUCGCCGCGAGGGCCUAGAACGUGGCAAAGGCAUCGUCGUCAAGGUUGGCGACUCGUUCUUCACGCUCAGCAGGCUCCAAGGUCUCAUUGAGAGCGCCCAUACCAAUGGCAAAAUUCCCCGCCGCGUUGUCUUGCCACGCGACUCGCUUGCUGCAGCAGCCAUGGUCGAGCGUUGGAAAGAUGUCAUUAUCGAGACCCGCCAAGCCGAGCUGGAGGCUGCUCUCAAGGCCAUCACGGAAGCAGAGAAGAAUGCGGCUGCCGUCAGAGCAACUGCUCAGGAUGGCGUGAACGACGCGCCGCAGACGAAGCGUCCAUUUUUGUGGGCGACUGUUCGGACAAGGAGCAGCUCUAUUUGGCUGCCCAUGGAGACCACGACAGCGCCUGCGCGGUUGAAGAAGUUUCUCCGCAAGGUACCGAUCCGACCAGUGUUCGAAAGGUCGGCUCGCAAUGUACCCGCUGCCCCGAAGAUGCCCAUGAGGAAACCUGUCAGUGAACAGCCUGUCUGCCCGCCACUUUUCCCCGAGAGUCUCGCAAACAAAACACCAACGCCCCAGGUUACAGCCCACAAGACCUCGACGGCGAAGACGCUGGCUGUCAAAGGCACGAAUCUGACACCAGCCGCCUUAACAAAAGCCACUCAAGUGCUAGAUCUUGUUACGCCAAUCACCUCCGAACCAGCGAGCAAGACGACAGUCGAUAGAGCGCCAGCAGCUUCGAAGGACCGUCCUUCACAAGAAAACAUCAAACCACCGGCGACCAAGCCAUAUGCGACUGAAAGGGUGACAAAAAAGAAGCCAGCCAGUCAGGCGCCAGUUCAGGCAACUAGCCAGCAGCAAUAUCAACUACUAGGGAUGCCAAGCCUUCAGGUGCCAGCCGCGUGGAAGACAAAAAAAGAGAUGACACCAGUCAACCCGCUUCUAGCCAACUAUAACCACAUUAGCCGGGACGUGCCAGUCAGCUCACAACCAUACGUGCGGAAGACAGCUACCGAUUCAUCAGCUCAGAGCCUGGCCAGUACACCUCCGACAAGGAAGACACCAAGCAACAGCGUGGUCAAACCCAGAACGUCGACCGGUUCAACGCCAGCUUCCAAGCUCCGAAUUUCCAAAACCUCAUAA